This is a messenger RNA of Salvia splendens (bonfire salvia), 537 nucleotides long. RefSeq names its product gibberellin-regulated protein 14-like. Lineage: Eukaryota; Viridiplantae; Streptophyta; Magnoliopsida; Lamiales; Lamiaceae. The transcript has 4 exons. The coding region runs from base 1 to 537 and encodes 178 amino acids. The record is from RefSeq and is a predicted model, not a curated record.
AUGGCUUCUAAAGGGUUCAUUUUCAUGCUAGCCUUUGUGCUUUUGGUUACAAGAAUGGUCUCGUCCGCAGGAGACGUCGAAAAUAUUGAAAUCGAGAACAACGACCAUCGCCACCAUGAGCAUGCCAAAGCACCGGCUCCUGCCCCCGUCUACACUCCACUACAUGCACCAGCUAAGGCCCCCAUCCACCACCAACACCAUGAGCAUGUCAUAGCACCGGCUCACGCACCUGCCCACCACCACAAGCAUGCCAUAACUCCUGCUCAUGCCCCCCUCCCCCACCACGAGCAUGCCCCUGCCCACGCACCAGCUAAAUCCCCUGCUCACUCACACAAUGCACCUGCCUCUGCACCAAUUCCUCCACCACAUGGUUGUGUGGCACAAUGUGCAUCAUACUGCAAGCCGAUUAGCCCGAAAAGGCCCUGCAUGAGGAAAUGUACCAUGUGCUGUGCCAAGUGCAAAUGUGUGCCUGGUUCUACAAAGUGCCACAACUGGAACAGUGUCGAAAUCCACGGCCAUCUCGUCAAGUGCCCUUGA